Molecule: messenger RNA, 1396 nt
Organism: Osmerus eperlanus (European smelt)
Lineage: Eukaryota; Metazoa; Chordata; Actinopteri; Osmeriformes; Osmeridae
Gene: lmo2
Product: LIM domain only 2 (rhombotin-like 1)
Exons: 3
Coding region: 556-1035 (159 amino acids)
Biological process (GO): positive regulation of transcription by RNA polymerase II
Cellular component (GO): nucleus
Molecular function (GO): transcription coactivator activity; DNA-binding transcription factor binding
Source: RefSeq, a predicted model, not a curated record
AGCAGGGACACGAAACCAGAGACGAGGGGGCGAUGUAUUUAAAAACACGAUGCCGCACAAUAACGAGACCGCUGCUUUCAUUCUUAGUACUAUAAAGUCAGGGCAUGAGGGCAAUAGAGACGCUCUAAAGAGGUGACUUAAGCAAGGAUGUUGUUUACUGAUUGAACGCGAACAGGGACGUCUACGGCACACGUGCCGUUAAUUAAAUUAAAUUGGGUUAUACGCACUUCUUCUGAAAUAUUUUAUGAAUGUCAUAUUGCCCCAGGAAAUGGUGAGACCGCUGUAGCCUCCAUCAUCGCAGCAGCGUCACGUCACAUUUGCCUGUGAUGUUACCCGCUGGACUUCAUUAUUGAUGAAAACAAACGAGGAUCGAAUCCGCGCGCCACUGACGUCCCCAUUAUAGGCUACACAGCAGGUGCAGUGCGUCCUACACCGUUACAGACUACGUGGUUUAGAUUGGAGAAUUAUUUGACUUUAUUGACACAACGUGCAAGCUGGAUCAGAGAACGUGUUUGGUUGAAACUUGGACAUAUCAACCUGAAAGACAUCGAUGAAAUGUCUUCCGCUAUUGAGAGAAAGACGCUCGAGGCCAAUGAGGAGCCAGUUGAUGAGGUCCUCCAGAUUCCCCCAGCCCUGCUGAUGUGUGGUGGCUGCCAGCAGAGCAUUGGGGACCGUUUUUUCCUGAAGGCCAUCGAGCAGUACUGGCACGAAGACUGUCUGAGCUGUGACCUGUGUGGUUGCAGGCUUGGCGAGGUCGGCCGCAGGCUUUACUACAAACUGGGACGCAAGCUGUGUCGUAGAGACUACCUUAGGCUGUUUGGGCAGGACGGGCUGUGUGCGUCCUGUGAGAAGCGGAUCCGGGCGUUUGAGAUGACGAUGCGUGUGAGAGACAAGGUCUACCACCUGGAGUGCUUCAAAUGUGCAGCCUGCCAGAAGCACUUUUGUGUAGGUGACCGCUACCUGCUCAUCAACUCGGACAUUGUCUGUGAGCAGGACAUUUUUGAGUGGACCAAACUCAACAGCAACAUGGUCUGAAGACCGGUUCCCUCAUGGAACCAUCUUAUUGUCUGUCUCUGAAGACUGGUUCCCUCAUGGAACCAUCUUAUCGUCUGUCUCUGUGGUCUGUGGUGUCAUAAGGAUGGUUUCACCAGUGCAGGUGAAAUCAUGAAGGCUCCACAAACAAAAUGGAAAUGCAAAACAAUGCUUUACAUGCAAUAAUUCCUGUUCCUACACAAAUACACUUUUAUAGAGAUUUUAACUAAAUGUAAAAAUUGUUUCUGGAAUUUGUUGUAGUCUAUACACUGUUGUAUAAUCACUCAGAAAUGGGUUUCUGAACUUUUGGGAGUCAUAUUUUUGUAUGUUCUUGGAAAUAACAAUAAAUUGGUUGUCCAAUCAG